CUUCAGGUUGCUGCCAAGCAGAAUGAACACCACUGUUUCUACACCAAGUUCGCUUCCUUUGGAAGAGCAGCCUGUGGCACUCCUUUGGGGUUGUGAACUGAACAGCAGUAACAGGAAGUGUGUAGUGAAUGUGGAAGACAACUUGCUGGAACAAAUUGUGUUUCUGAAGUCAGUGUCUCUGGGAGAGGGAGCUGAGGAUGAGCUGCACGUGGUGGCAGUCGAGUCCCAAAACAUGACCAGUUUCCACAAACCUGUGCCCAUUGUAUCACUGCAGAGCUCUGUUUUACCCACGGUCAGCCUGGGCAGCUUUGAAUUCACCCCUCCUGUUGCCUUUGUGCUAAAGUCUGGAACUGGGCCGGUCUAUCUUGUUGGUCAGAACUUGAUCUUGGAAGGUGAUUCUGACUACGAGUCACCGGGAUAUGAUACCCAGACGGAUGAUACCCAGGCGGAGGAUACUCAGACGGAUGUAGACGAUCAGAUGGAUGACAGCCAGACAGCAGAAGAUACUCAGAUGGAUGGUACCCAGGACAAUCUAGAUGAUACCCAGGUGAAUGUAGAGGACAGCGGGAACAGUGCUGGUACUGAGGACUAUCCUGACAGCUCAAUGGAUGUAGAGGACGACUCCAGGCACCGGUGAUGUCCAGUUUCCUAGUUGGAGUACAUAUCCUGUGGACAACAUCUUCCAAACUUCCAGUGGUCCCAUCAGCUGCCAAUGGACAAUUAAAC
This is a messenger RNA of Sphaerodactylus townsendi, 726 nucleotides long. RefSeq names its product nucleoplasmin-like. The transcript has 6 exons. Bases 23 to 637 code for a protein of 204 amino acids. Gene Ontology annotation, biological process: chromatin remodeling. Gene Ontology annotation, molecular function: chromatin binding; histone binding; RNA binding. The record is from RefSeq and is a predicted model, not a curated record. NCBI's taxonomy places the organism in Eukaryota, Metazoa, Chordata, Lepidosauria, Squamata, Sphaerodactylidae. Gene Ontology annotation, cellular component: nucleoplasm; nucleolus; cytoplasm.